GGAAGCCGAACAGCACGAAGGAAAAAUGUUUCAAAUAGACCGACCAGGAGAGAAGCAGUCUGGAACAAAUCUCCAGGAGCAAAGUUAUCUGGAGAACAGAAACAAAGUGGGACAAACAGCUGGAUUUGAACAGCAGAGCUAUGGGGAAAAACGAUCAUCGUGAUUCAUGGAGAGGUGUCAAUACUUUCAAAUCUGACUCAAAGUUUGGAAUUUUCAAGCAGAGAACACAACAACCUACCCUGGAUAUCUGUAAAUUGUCUAAAAACACUUCGCUCCAGCUUGAAUCAGCCUAUUCCGAUGACAACAAUCUCAGUGGUGCUGACAAUGGACCAAAGGAAUCCCAACAAGGAGAGAUCCGACAGAAUAAUGAUGACGGGAACAUGAACUAUCACACCGGCCUUGUGUUAGAAGACAGAUAUGAGAUUUUGUCCACACUGGGAGAAGGAGCCUUUGGAAAAGUAGUGGAGUGUAUUGACAAGCAUAGAAGUCAACGUGUUGCUGUAAAGAUUGUUAAGAAGUUUGAGAGUUUCUGUAAAGUGGCAAGAUCAGAGAUUGCCGUCCUUGAGGAGAUCAACAGCCUGGACGAUGACAAUAGAUUCGCCUGUGUGAGGAUGUUGGACUGGUUCAAGCACAAAGCCCACAUCUGCAUUGUUCUGGAGCUUCUCGGUCCCAGCACCUUCGAGUUCCUGCGAGAGAACAACUUUGUCCCUUUCAGUGUGGAGCAGAUCCGACACAUAGCCUACCAGAUCUUCAGAGCUGUCAGCUUUCUGCAUCGUAACAAGUUGACCCACACAGACCUGAAACCGGAGAACAUUCUGUUUGUCAGCUGUGACUGCGACAGGGAGUGCAACCAACAGAUGAACUAUAAACACAAAAAGCCAAGGUUACCAGACGUUAAAGUUGUGGAUUUUGGCGCUGCUACAUUUGACCACCAACACCAUGAGACCCUGGUGUCGACACGGCACUACAGAGCACCAGAGGUCAUUCUGGAUCUGGGCUGGGACCAGUCGUGUGACGUAUGGAGUUUGGGUUGUGUUCUCAUGGAGUAUUACCUCGGACAAACAUUGUUCCCUAGUCAUGACUGUAGAGAACAUCUGGCCAUGAUGGAGAAGGUUCUGGGAUCGAUUCCAUCCCAUCUUCUAAAACAGACCAGGAAGAAGCACUUUGUAAAAAAUGAGCUUCUGAACUGGGAUAAGACGAGUCCCUCUGACGAUGAUAUACAGAAACACUGCCAACCUCUCAGGCUGUACAUGAGGACAAAUAGUGACGACGAGAAGCAGCUGUUCGACCUGCUUGGCUGCAUGCUGGAGUACGACGUCAGCAAACGGAUCACUCUGGAAGAAGCACUGUGGCAUCCCUUCUUCUGCCCACUGAGAAAGCAGCAGCAACCACAGUGCAGCUAACACAAACACAGUCCUGGUUUACCUCACUUUGUCACUUACACACAGAUUUUUUUCUUUACAUUUCUCCCUUUUAUUUCUCAUUAAAAGUCAUUUU
Messenger RNA from Fundulus heteroclitus (mummichog), 1497 nucleotides. RefSeq names its product dual specificity protein kinase CLK1. Gene Ontology annotation, cellular component: nucleus. Lineage: Eukaryota; Metazoa; Chordata; Actinopteri; Cyprinodontiformes; Fundulidae. Gene Ontology annotation, biological process: protein phosphorylation; regulation of RNA splicing. Gene Ontology annotation, molecular function: protein tyrosine kinase activity; ATP binding. Bases 141 to 1403 code for a protein of 420 amino acids. The transcript is spliced from 13 exons. The record is from RefSeq and is a predicted model, not a curated record.